Drosophila rhopaloa is the source of this 2696-nucleotide messenger RNA. RefSeq names its product transcriptional adapter 3 (gene Ada3). NCBI's taxonomy places the organism in Eukaryota, Metazoa, Arthropoda, Insecta, Diptera, Drosophilidae. The record is from RefSeq and is a predicted model, not a curated record. Gene Ontology annotation, molecular function: transcription coactivator activity. The coding region runs from base 96 to 1781 and encodes 561 amino acids. Gene Ontology annotation, biological process: regulation of transcription by RNA polymerase II. The transcript has a single exon. Gene Ontology annotation, cellular component: SAGA complex.
UGCCACUGACGCAAACAAAUUGCGAUUUUACAUUAUACUACCUAAAAACAACUUAUUUCACCAAAACAGAGGACCCGAUCCGUUCGCUCCAGUCCAUGAGUGCAAACUUGAAGAACAUAAAGCUGAGCCACUUCGGUGGCGGCGGAUCCGGCGGAGCGCCCAGUUCCGGUGGCUUUGGCAUCUCAGCGUCGUCCGGAGGCGCUGGCAAACUGCCCACAAAUGGCACGGGUGGCGGGAAAUCCGCUCCGACAAGCUCCUUCGCGGAGGCCGAGGUGCUGGCCACGCCCGGAGGCGUCGUUAUACCCAUCAUUCGCACCCGGGACGUGGCUAAGUUGCUGCCCACAAUUGCAACCGCUCUGCAGCGUCCGGCGGAUGAUCAUUUGGCCGCCGAGGAUCUGGAUGCAGUGCAGCUGGAGCUAGAACAGAUGCUCUCCAAUGUGGCGCUGCGCACGCGUGUUCUGAAGACAGAGUACGAUAGCUUGGACAAAGAUGAGAAGCGCCAAGAUCGCAGAAAGCUAGACCGCGUCCCUGGAUCGCCACCUUGCCCAACUAGUAUGCUAAAUGGCUUACUCGGCAUUGGCAGCAACUCCUCCACGAGUCUGGGCAGUCCCCUGGGCGGGGGAGGCGCCUCCUCCUCCAGCCAGUCAAAGCGGAAGCGUGAAGAACCGACGGGCGUGCGCAAAAAACACUCCUCGAUGACCAUUCUUAAGCAACAAGGCGUUUCCAGCAGCGCAGCGAAGCAUCAGGCCAAAAACAGCCCUCUGAUCGUGCACACCGAUGACAGCAUGGACUACCUGCCCACCUUGGUGGCAGCCAACGCCUCUGGAUCCGUGCUGCCGCACCAUCAACCUUUGCCUCAGCUGCCCAAGGUGGCGGUGCCCAAGAACGAUACACCCAACAAAUUCUGGCUGUCUGUCGAGCCCUACUGCAUGCCCCUAACCAACGAGGAUCUGCGUCUAAUCGAUGACCUGCUGGAGCAGUACCGGGGUCCUUUGGUGCCGCCAGUGCCCACGCUGGGACCGCAUUACUCCACGGUUUGGGCCGAGGAGGAUAUGAAGGCGUUGCAGCCCGGAGGAGCACGCCUCAAGUCGCAUAAUGCUAGCGGAAUGCUCAAAAAGGCCGAGGGAAUGGUUGAGGAGAGCAUUACGGGCCCGCUGACCCAGCGUUUGGUUUCCGCCUUCAUGGAGGAGUCGCUGAUGACGCUUCCCAGCGAACAGGCCGCGGUGGGGGAGCACAGCAACAGCACCACGAGCAGCAGCAACGAGAACACCCACUCACACUCCUCAUCUUCAGCAAAUGCCGCAGCGGCGGCUGCCUCCGGCAAUUUCCGAUCACUCGCCAUGAUGAAACAUGGCGUGGGCAUCGAACAGCGCCUGAAGAAGACUCUGAUAGAGAACGGUCUGAUCGACGCCAGUGAGUUUGCGGCCCAGGAGGACGUAGACGAGGUGCUGCUGGAGAUCAAGCGGGUCACGACCGAAAUAAGCACUAUUUCCCAAUUCAACAGCGAGGAACUGAAGCGGCUUCGUUCCGCCGCCAGCGAGGAGAUCAAACGGAUUGCAAUCAAGCGGAAAUUGGACACGGUCGACCAGGAGAUACUUGAGUGCUACAAACGGAUGCUGCAGUAUCGGGCCAAACGCAAGGGCCACACCAUCGAGGAGAAGCAGGAGAUACUGCGACUGACCAACGAACAACGCCUGCUAGCGGAUCAGUUGGAGCGGAUGCAGAUGCAUCUGCCAUGCAUCGGCGGCUCUGCGGGCUCCCUUCUCGAGUCCAAGAUGUAGGACAGGACCCUGGCCUGGGGCUGGUGCCAGCUAAUGGCCAUGCAUCAGGCAAAGAGGCAGGUCCGUGACGCUAGCCUCAAGCUGCAAUGUGUCUGAAGGGAUCCCUCCUCUGUCUCGUCUCCUUCCUUUUCGCCAGACUGUACAUUAGCAAAGAAUAUGACCCUGUAGAAUGUAGCGUACCCAAACCGAGGUGUGGAUAGUUAGGAGAAGGUGCUCCAGUGGCCCUAAAAAGCCCUGCAUAAUAUCAGCUUUUGGUUUCUCCAAAUCAAAAGCCACCUUCGAGACUUUCUAAUAACUUCCCUAUCCCGUAUUCUUAUCUUUGUCGCCAGACUGUACAUUAACAAAGAUAUAUACCUUAUAGUAUGUAGAGUUCAAGAUUAAAGUGAAUUACAUUAUUUAGAUAAUAUAUUCAAAGUGGCGGAAAGUAACUUAUGGCUAAUUCCAAGCUGACCUAUUGUGAAACCCUAGUUAUGCUAUUUGAAGACUUAAAAGUUUUAAAAAUAGGAAAAAAGACAAAUUUAUGUUCAUGAAAAAUAUACUACCAGAAACAGCCUUUCGUCUUUAUUUUACAAUUGCUAGGAAUGAAAUACAACAUAAAGAAGGUUGCAUACUUCCAUAUAUUUUAUGGCUUAAUAAUAAAAGCUGCUAAAAUAUGCUAGAUUUGGCUUUGUAAAUAGAAAUAGUGUUGAUAUAAGAUCUUUACUCAAUAAGUUGAGUUUUCUUUUAAAUUUAAUCUAAAACCCUUAAGUACUAGAAUUACCCACAGAUUACUAUCCGUCUCUAGGAAUCCAAAGUUUUUUUUUUGUUUUUUGCAACUAUAAAUAUUGAGCCACCCUAUUUAACGCUCCCAAAUACGUACACUUUGUAUAGCUUAAGUUAUCGCACGGCAAUAAAGUUGUCACUAUCGAGAGUAAA